AUUCCCCCCCUGAAUUGACUCAAAUUUCAAAAUAUUGUACACGUUGAAUGAGCAUCGAGAAUUCAUAGUCAAAUUUUCACCUCAUGCAACGAACACUAUGCAACACGAAAAAAGCGAGCCUCUUGCAAAGAAAGUUAAGUUGGAUUCAGCUGAAAACAAUCGAGCAAACUCGCUUUCAAAAGAUAGUAAAAUUGGACUAGAAAAUACUACAGCUGAAGCAGCAAGGCCGCCAUAUUGCCUGUCACGGGACAUGCAAAACCCACGAGCUAUUUUACACGACAAAUAUUCGCGACCAUUGGAGACAGUUGACGUUUUUAUAUGUACCGCGAACGAUCGGAAACAGACAUCCAGAAUAAUGCGGGAAGUUGGAGAAGUAUAUCCAUUUGGUAGUUUAAAGCAUUUGAAACGAGUUAGGAAUCAAGGUGGAAAAUUGGAUAUGAUUAUUACUACCGUGCAGAAUGUAGCAACGCCAGGUGGUCAAAUGACGCUAGAUAAAUUGUUUCAAGGAUCAUCUGUGAACUUUGCUGGACUCUCUGAUCCAUCCGUGACCUGUGUACCCAAAUACCCAGCACUAACAAGACAGCAGUACGAGGAAUAUUCCAAAAUUUGGCCAAUAUCAUUUCACGAGGACAAACGUAUAACAAGGCUUAUAAAUGGUGAGAUGUUUAACGAGAUUGAACUCAGGGAGAUGACGUGGUAUAUGGAAGAGGCGUUUAACGUUGCCGUCUUAGCGAAGAAAAAAGGAAUGUGUCAGGUUGGAGCCGUUGUCGUAAAUCCAAGUUCGAAGAAAAUUUUAUGUAAAGCACACGAUUUGACUUGCCAACACCCGUUGUAUCAUACAACCAUGGUAUGUAUUGAUCUGGUCGCCAAGCUGCAGGGCGGAGGAGCCUGGGAUCUGGAUAUGGAUCUUCUCGGAUGCGAGGAGGGAAUGGACAGGACAGUGAGAGAUAAACAUGAUCAUUUGAACACAGCUGCUGGUUCCAACAAUAUAGUUUCAUGCAGUGAAAAAAGACCAAACACAAGAAUUGACUCUAUCUGUUCAAGUAAAACUGGAGAAAGGGAUGAAAGGACACAAAGUGCAUCUGACCAUAACUCGAUCUUUCCUUCAACAGAAAUUGUAAAGAAUUUAGAUAAAGAGGAAGAUGCCCCAUAUUUGUGCACAGGAUAUGAUCUAUAUAUAACCAGGGAGCCUUGUACAAUGUGUGCAAUGGCCUUACUUCAUUCCAGAAUACGCAGAGUAUUCUACGCAUGCGCCAAUCCAACAUUUGGAGGACUAGGUUCGAGGUAUAAGAUUCAUUGUUUGGACGGAACAAACCAUCAUUUUGAAGUUUUCGCCGGUUUGUUAGAAACUAAAUACAGCGAACUUCUUUGACAUCGCAAAAGAUAAUGG
This is a messenger RNA of Dendronephthya gigantea, 1390 nucleotides long. RefSeq names its product probable inactive tRNA-specific adenosine deaminase-like protein 3. Lineage: Eukaryota; Metazoa; Cnidaria; Anthozoa; Malacalcyonacea; Nephtheidae. Gene Ontology annotation, molecular function: tRNA-specific adenosine-34 deaminase activity. Gene Ontology annotation, biological process: tRNA wobble adenosine to inosine editing. Gene Ontology annotation, cellular component: cytoplasm; nucleus. The record is from RefSeq and is a predicted model, not a curated record. The coding region runs from base 98 to 1372 and encodes 424 amino acids. The transcript has 7 exons.